UUUUUUUUUUGGCUUUCGUGAUUAUCUUGCAUUUGCUGGUUUGGUAUUCUUUCUGAGUUAUUGAGUAUCUUUAGCCAAUUUCUGUGCGGUCUUCCUGUUUUUCACUCCCUUUUUUAUUCUACUCUUCUGGAGAGCUAUAGAGAAAAUUCAAGAGAGUUUGAAUGUUCUGAGUAUGAACAAUGCUUGAAGCUUUUGGGAAGAACAGGGCAAGGGGGUUUUUGGGGGUUGAUGAGGGGAUUUUAGUAGAAAGUUGAGAGUUCUGAUUCUUGUUGGAGAUUAAUGGAAAAUACAGGAAGAACAUCGUCUUGUUUAUCUAUUUCUGAGAAGAAGACUCAUAAGCCUGGUGGUUGUGUUGGCAUUUUCUUCCAGCUCUUUGAUUGGAACCGGAGGUUGGCUAAGAACAAGCUAUUCUCCCGGAAAUUGCUUCCUCCAGCUCGUUCUAAACAAGUAGCUAGCAAGUUCAAUGGUGGUGAUAAGAUGUUGGCUUCAAAGAAUCAUUUGAUUGCUGAUGAAAAUCGAGGCGGUUUCCCAAAUGUUAAGAAGAAUGGAAGUCAUUGUACCGAUUUAAGGCACAAGAAUGAAACGCGAGUUCCAGGACUUGUUGCUAGACUCAUGGGGCUUGAGGCCAUGCCUGUUACAAGUCGAGAUAGACCGAAGAAAAUUGGUUGUUCUAAUCCUUGUGAUAAUGUGGAAAAGAAAACAGUGGAGGAUAUGAAUUUGGAUAAAGCCAGGCCUCUAAAGCUUAAAAAAACGAGGAACGUGGAGGAGGGGAAGGUGAUGAGACGAAUAGGAGCUGAGGCACUGCAGUAUAAGAGUGUCGUGUCACGAUCAAGAAAGCCUCCACCUACUCCUAAACUUCCUUCAUCGACAAAAAGUCCUAGGCUUCCCUUAGGGAGGAAUGUGUCUAGAGCGUCCCGGUUGGUCGAUGUUGCUAGCAAAAUAUUGGAGCCUGGUCUGCAGAUGUCAAACAGAGCGAAAUCUGCUAUCACGCUUCCAAACUCUCUGCAUUGUUCCUUGAAUCAGGAUAUAUCGAGGGAAAUUGGUGUUCUGCCAUUGGAAGGUCAUCAUUUUUCGAAGUCCUUGGUGGGACAGGCAUCGUGUAAAACGUGCAACGAUUUGCAGAAUGUGGAAGAAUAUCCCUCUGCAAUUCCACCCCUGGGUUCAACUCAUGGCAAUGCCUCUUUUCAGGGAUCUGGAAGGAGUGAAACAAUAACGCACUUGCCACUCGAGCAAGAUAGAGCUGAAUUUCGCCCAACCAUUUGUGAUCGACCUAAAACUUUUGCUUCCAUACAUAAUGAAUCUAAGGGGGGUUGCAUGAUAUCUCAUGGUGAUUCUAUUGCAGACAAAGUGCCUCGCAAGGUUACGACAAAUGAAUCAUCCAUUGUCAAGCAUUGCAGUCAAUCUCGAGAUCAUAUGAUAUCAGUCAGAGAUAGGAUGUCAUCCACGUCGAGGUCAAAUAUUCCACCAAGCAGAAGAACGACAUCGCCUGCUAAUGCUGUGAUUGGGACCAAAAAUUUCAUUGCUUUAAAUCGAAGUCUUAAUGGCUGCAGUCGAGGGAAUUCUAAGUAUGGCCUAGAAAGGAAGUCUUUUAAUGGAGGUGAAGAUUUCUCAUCACAGUCAGGUACCUCACCAAGGAAAAGGAGGACUGCUCACUUAAGUGCACAAAUCGAAAGCAAACCGUCUGUCAAUUCAUCGGCUGCAAAACAACGACCCCCACUGUGUGAUAACUUGUCUGGAACAAGUUCGAGGCUCAAACGCAAAGCUCUCCCCAAAAAGCAGCUUUGUGCCAGUAAUAGGCUAGCUGGUCAUAGAAAUGCUGCUGACAGAGUUUGCAAAAGGGAUAAUGACAUUGUUUCGUUCAUCUUUGAUUCUCCCGUUAGGCAGAAAACCACGGUUGCAACGGAGAUCGAGAGCAUGGAGAAUGAGAGAAAUACGUCAUCCCGAAAGCCAUCCUUGUUUGGAGGAGAUGCCUUAGAUAUCCUGGAACAAAAGUUAAAGGAAUUAACUUCUCAAGAAGACGAUGAGAGAAAUGAGUCGGCAUUGAAGAAGCCCGCUUCUGUAAUCAUUCAAGAACUGAUAGCUGCAGUAGAAGCUGCACGGAAAGAUUCGUCGGAGGUUUCUGCAGUCGAUGUGGAUGUAACUUACUGUAAUGAUUCAAAGGAAGAACGGCUCACAAAAAUAUCGAAAGGACGAGAUCAACUUAGCCCGGGAUCCGUUCUUGAAGCUUCAUUCUCGUCCAGUAGCAUGGAUGAGAGCUCAGGAUGCAUAAUGCCAGCCGAGUCUGUUGAUUGUUCCAUCGAUCAGUCACAUCAGUCUGAACUCGAUGCCGAUAUUUUAGAUUUCGCAACCUCCUUUAGUGAAUGGAACGUCUGGAGUGAAAGAUUGACUGACGUCUUCAAUGCCAUUUCUAGCAUACUGCAAAUCUACAGCCUUACCGGUUUGAAACUUGCUCGUGCGAAAGAGGUUAUGCUCAACACCGAAAUUUUAUUCGGCAGGGAUGAAAACAAGCUUCUCAUUUUGCCACUUUUCAUCGACGAACUCGAAACAUUCGCGUGUGAAAUGUGGACAAACUUUAGCGACGUCGACAGCAAGGAGGUAAACCAUCUAAGAGUGUUUCUUUUCGACUGUCUGAUAGAAUGCUUAGACUCGAAACAUAGCGAGCUAUACUAUGGUGGAUCCAAUGGUUGGAUAAGAACAUCCCGAGCACAAAACGCAAGAGAAUUAAUCCGAGACGUCGAGAAGGAGAUCAAAAAAUGGGUACGUUUUGUUGGGAUGAUGACUGAUGAGAUAAUUGAAUGGGAAAUGAAUCAUUCCUUGGGGAAAUGGAGUGAUUUUAGCAUUGAAGAACUGGAGAAUGGGGCUGAAAUUGAUGGGUACAUUCUUCAAGUAUUGCUUGAAGAAAUUGUAACAGAGCUUUGGAUCUGAGUUUGAAUUGUCAAGUAAUAUUAUAGGCUUUUGUGUGCAA
Cucurbita maxima (winter squash) is the source of this 2965-nucleotide messenger RNA. RefSeq lists its product as uncharacterized. The coding region runs from base 280 to 2925 and encodes 881 amino acids. The transcript has 5 exons. The record is from RefSeq and is a predicted model, not a curated record. Lineage: Eukaryota; Viridiplantae; Streptophyta; Magnoliopsida; Cucurbitales; Cucurbitaceae.